Parnassius mnemosyne (clouded apollo) is the source of this 258-nucleotide messenger RNA. NCBI's taxonomy places the organism in Eukaryota, Metazoa, Arthropoda, Insecta, Lepidoptera, Papilionidae. The record is from the annotation of a GenBank genome assembly.
AUGACUGAAAAAUAUUUUUUAAAAUUCAUCGAUCAUUUUAUAAAACAUGUUAAGCCUUCCACCGAAGAGCCUGUACUCUUUCUGCUGAAUAACCACAGUUCACACGUAAAUAUUUACGUCGUCGAGAAAGCUAAGGAAAAUAACAUAUUCAUGCUGUCAUUUCCACCGCAUUGUUUCCACAAUUUACAACCGUUAUUAUAUUAUGUUGAAGUCUAUGGUCCGUUUAAAAACUACCUUAAUCGAGCACAGACAGCCUAG